Messenger RNA from Solenopsis invicta (red fire ant), 6493 nucleotides. RefSeq names its product AP-1 complex subunit gamma-1 (gene AP-1gamma). The transcript has 16 exons. The coding region runs from base 768 to 3389 and encodes 873 amino acids. Gene Ontology annotation, cellular component: membrane coat; AP-1 adaptor complex; Golgi apparatus. Gene Ontology annotation, biological process: receptor-mediated endocytosis; Golgi to vacuole transport; intracellular protein transport. The record is from RefSeq and is a predicted model, not a curated record. Gene Ontology annotation, molecular function: clathrin-cargo adaptor activity. Lineage: Eukaryota; Metazoa; Arthropoda; Insecta; Hymenoptera; Formicidae.
CGAUUCCAUUCCGGGGAAGAGCGCGAACGUGGGCGACACGUCGGAUUGACGACCGGUUGGCAUUUCGGGGAUACUUCGAGUACGCCGCCGCGUACGACAGGAGCGUGAGGGCGCACGGCUCGCGGCGAGGACUUCACGGCGGUCGCAGGAGCUCCCCCGGAAACCGUGGCUCUUCCAGCCUUCUGUUCCUGUCGUUGUCAUCGUCAUUCGCGAUGUAAACACGCACGCGGAGCGCGACAGUGCGUACAACGUUCGCUUCGUCUCGAGGCGGCACAGGCGAGUCACUGCUGUGACUCCUGCGACGUCUCUGUCCCGUUCUCGUCAUCACCGCGUGGUGCACGUCCUCGCGCGCGCGACGACACACGUACGUCACGCAGGAAGUCGUUGGCUUCCCGCGACGGAUCCAUCCGCGCGACGACAUUUAACACGGCGAACUUUCGAACACUUCCGCCGAGCGAUCGAGCUCGACGUUUGACAGCCACGGGGCUACCCCUCGGCGACGGUCGAUUCCUCCUCGACUCGGCCUCGACUCGGAUUUUUUUCCUUCUUUUUUUUUUAUAGCUGGCCGUGUUUUGCAACACCUCGCCGUGGCCGAGAUUCUAGCGCGCGAGCGGGUGACAUCAUACGCUCCGGUUAAAUCACCGUUGUGCUCCGCGCGCGAUGCAUUCCGAGGCCGGAGGAUAGCAGAGUUCGUGUUUUGUACUCGUCUGCGCUUGGUUUUCAUUGUGAAGUUUGUGGUGUAGGUUCAGAGGUCAAGUCGAGGAACAAUGAAUGCCUCAGAACAUGGGUUUAACCCAGCCUUUAACAUGGCCUCCAUAAAGCAGGCUAUCAAUGAGGCUGUGGAAAGAGUCUCGACAGUUAGGAUGCCUGCGCCGACGCGGCUGAGGGAUCUGAUUAGACAAAUACGAGCCUCACGAACGGCAGCGGAAGAGAGGACAGUCGUGAACAAGGAAUGCGCGUACAUUCGCUCAACGUUCAGGGAAGAGGACAGCGUGUGGAGAUGUCGUAACAUCGCCAAACUACUGUAUAUUCAUAUGCUGGGGUAUCCAGCGCAUUUCGGUCAAUUGGAAUGUCUGAAGCUCAUCGCUUCGCCUAGAUUCACUGACAAACGAAUCGGUUAUUUAGGGGCUAUGCUGUUGCUGGAUGAGCGGCAAGACGUACAUCUCCUAAUCACGAACUGUCUAAAAAAUGACUUGAAUAGUUCGACGCAGUUCGUCAUUGGUCUAGCGUUGUGUACUCUCGGUGCGAUUGCGUCGCCGGAAAUGGCGAGGGACUUGGCGUCCGAAGUGGAGAGACUGAUGAAGUCGCCGAACGCGUAUAUUCGAAAGAAAGCGGCGCUCUGCGCCUUUCGGAUCAUCAGACGCGUGCCGGAGUUGAUGGAAAUGUUUUUACCGGCCACCCGUAGCCUGAUCACCGAGAAGAAUCACGGGGUCCUCAUCACCGGCGUCACCCUCAUCACGGAGAUGUGCGAGAAUAGUGUUGAUACUCUGAAUCACUUUAAAAAGGAAUGCGGCCAUCGUGAGAUUGUGCCAAAUCUCGUAAGAAUCUUGAAGAACCUGAUCUUAGCCGGAUAUUCGCCCGAGCACGAUGUAUCUGGCGUAUCGGAUCCGUUUCUUCAGGUGAAGAUACUGCGUCUCUUACGCAUUCUGGGACGCAACGACGUUGAAGCGUCUGAAGCCAUGAACGAUAUUCUUGCUCAAGUCGCCACCAACACGGAAACCAGCAAAAACGUUGGUAACACGAUACUCUACGAGACUGUUCUAUCGAUUAUGGACAUCAAGUCGGAAAGUGGACUUCGGGUUUUGGCAGUCAACAUACUGGGCAGAUUUUUAUUGAAUAACGACAAGAAUAUCAGAUACGUAGCCUUGAACACAUUAUUGAAGACGGUCUAUGUGGACACGAGCGCGGUGCAGAGGCAUCGAUCGACAAUUCUGGAAUGCUUGAAAGACCCAGACGUAUCGAUCAGGAGGCGCGCGAUGGAGCUGAGCUUUGCGCUCGUGAAUUCAAACAAUAUCAGAAACAUGAUGAAGGAGUUGCUCUUGUUCUUAGAACGUGCCGAUCCGGAAUUUAAGGCUCAAUGCAGCAGCAACAUUGUGAUGUCUGCGGAGAGAUUCGCUCCGAACAAACGCUGGCAUCUCGAGACGCUCUUCAAAGUGCUUGUUGCGGCUGGUAAUUACGUGCGAGAUGACGUGGUGGCGUGCACGAUACAAUUAAUUUCGGAGACGCAGACACAGCAAGGCUUCGCUGUUAGUGCUUUAUGGCACGCGUUAGAAAAGGACACGUCCGAUAAACAGCCUUUGGCGCAAGUUGCCACGUGGUGUAUCGGCGAGUAUGGCGAUCUUUUGUUGUACAGUCCACCAUCGGAAGAUGCCGAGACUCCAAUCAAUUUGACAGAGGACGAAAUCAUCGACGUAUAUCAGAGGUUACUUUGGAAUCCACAGAACACUGUGGUUACAAAACAGUAUACUUUAUUGUCUCUCACGAAAUUGAGCACGAGGUUCCAGAAAGGUCAUGAGAAAAUUCGUCAGAUCAUAGAUACGUUUGGUAGCAAUUUGCAUAUCGAAUUACAGCAGAGAGGUAUUGAAUUUUCGCAGCUGUUUCGAAAGUACGAUCAUUUGCGGCCCGCGUUGCUCGAGAGAAUGCCGCCCAUGGAAACCGCGCGACCACAGGCCAAUGGUAUUAUAGGCAUGGUAAACGGAGAGCCAGAACCAGAAGAUGAGAAAUCUACGAUUCUGGAACAAACCACGACUACAUCCGAUUCAAGUGCACUUUUAGAUUUACUUGGAACUACGGAUGUAGGAAUGACGAUGCCUACAGCGAUGACCAACAAAAAUUCUUCACCGAGCUCGACCGCGGUACCGCAUAACAAUGAUCUAUUAGAUUUACUCGGAAGUUUGGAUUUGAAUACGCCUGCGCCUGUUACUCCCACGCUACCACUUCAACCGCAGGCGUCGUCCGCAACAAUGUUCAGUCCCACCAGCAAUAGUAACUUCUUAGUAGAUGGAUUGCUCAGUACUCCGUCGGUGCAAAAUGAAUUACCAAGCAUAGUGGUCUUGGACAAAUCGGGGCUCAAAAUAACGUUCAAAUUGGAGAGACCACCUGAUAUUCCCGAUUUGUUAGUCAUAAAUAUGCUAGCUCAAAAUUCUGGAAGCACCAUUUUAACCGAUUUUCUGUUUCAAGCAGCAGUUCCUAGAACAUUCCAGCUACAAAUGUUGUCACCGUCGGGUACUGUUAUUCCGCCAUCUGGUCAAGUAACUCAAGUAUUGAGAGUGACAAAUCUGAAUAGAUCGUCAUUAAGAAUGAGACUGCGUAUAUCGUAUACGGGCCCAACUGGAUCAAUUCUGGAACAAACGGAAGUCAAUAACUUUCCCGUUUUGACAUCGCAGUGACAAGAUAUAAUACAAAAUACAUUUGUACAUAUGCCUGCCUAAAAUUAAUUAAUCCAGUCUUGAAAGCAAGGACUGAAAGGAUGGAGAAACAUGCAAUUUGGUUUCUGUCAGAACAGUGAAACAUACAACUUGGCAAAUGGAUCUAUCUAAUACACACAGACGUUUGUAUUAAUUAAGCAAUUAAAUUCUUAUAUGCGCGGCACCGACAAGGCAUGACCUAAAACUUUAUAAGGGAGACUUUCUGGAUAUGUCAAAAGGUAUGACAAUUUAAUUUCGCGCGCGAUUUGUUCAGUAUAGUCCGAGAAUUCUCAUUCGCAAUGAAGAUAUUGAUUCUCUUCAGUGCGUGUAUCAAUGCUGUCGCGAGUAAUGUGAUAUUAAUGUCGCGGUCUUUCAAAAAUUACGUUUUUGUAUUAUUACUAUUGUCAAUCGUUCUCGCGUAGCUCGGUUACGAUGAGAGAGAGAGAGAAAGAGAGAGAGAGAGUGUGCAAGUGCUUCGUUCUCGCAAUGUGCCACACGCGUUGUGGAAAGGAAAGAAAGAGAGAAGAAAGAUGUAAAUAUUUUUUCUAACCGAAACACGCGGAGGGUGUUAAGGAGAUGUCGUAUUCUUCGAUUGGUUGCAUUCCCGCUGUUUUACGGCUACUAAUUUCUCACGUAGGCUAUAUGAGAUAGAGAAAAUAAAGAGAUAGAAAAAGAGAGACAAGAAUAAGAGAGAAGACAACAGAAACACAUCAAACGCCUCACACAUGCCACUUGAGAACAACAAAACAUGAGAAAACUCGAGGAGGAAUCGGAGGGAGGUUUCCGUCACCGAAAGUGCUCUGUCGCUGCCCCAAAAAAGUCUAUCUACGAGAAGGCGCUUAACUUUCACUGUAAUAAAAAAAAAUAUACGAUCUUUUCUACCACUGUAUUUGUAAGAUAUCGCGAACGACUCGUGAAUGUUCGUCUUGUAAAUAUUAGAUAAUCACAGUAUGACGUACAGAGGCGAGGAAAUCCUUACGCGAUAGGAGAAAUAGAAAAAAAGGCACACGCGAGAUGAACUCUUUAUAUGUGUACAUGAUAGAUCUGUUGAUUCAAUAAUGCGAUAGUAUUCACAUUUCCUUCUUCGAAAGAUAUCAUUUUUGGGGGGGGAAGAUGUACAUGCAGACACAAAACACACACCUCCACACACACACACACACACACGCACACACACACACGCACACACACACACACACACACACACGAUGCCUACAGUGCAUGAGUGUGUUGCGUGCAUAGCGCGAGUACAUACAGUUUCGAAUUCGUAUUCAGAAUACAGAAUAAUAUUGGAGGGCUGAGUUCUGAUUGUCAUGUUAUAUGUCGCGCGUAUGUAUGCAUGUUAAACCUCGCAUGUGCGAUAAAUAUCCGGGGUUCUGUUAGCAGUUUAAUUAGACUUCUCCAUUACGUCUGAAUGACAUUAAUUCAUAUGAAACAUCAACAUUUCGCUAAGAUUUUAUUAAAUCGAAGAGUGUUUUACAAAAACCAAACAAAUCCAAAAAACAAUCCGGACACAUGAUAUCAAAACAAAGUCAUAGGCUUGAUUAAUUUUGAUUGAGAAUUUACAAGAAAAAAAUAAACUUCUGGAAUUGUUUUGAUUCUUGUGGGAAGUUUAUAUUAAUUUUAUACAUAUAUUUUAUUUAUUGCCUAUUUUUUAUUCUCUAUCUUACAUUUAUCUUUUUUUAUAAUAUUAAUAAGAUGAAGAAGAAAAUAUUUAAAAUAAUAUUAUUUAAUACACAACAAUAAUUUUUUCAAUGGAUUAGUUUCUUGUAAAAUAGCACAUAUUAAACUCAUUUCCUGUUCGAUUCUUGUCGGAACAAAAUUAUUUACAAUGUAACGCUAUCAACCGAAAAUUUAGCGCUAUAAGAUUUUUGUAAAAAUGGAUUUGUUUGGUUUUUGUGAAACAUUCUUCAAUUGAUUCUAAUGCGAAUUAUGAUGUAGCGAAAUUAUAACUUCGAUAUCUUGUGACUGCGAAUUUGUCCUAUGAAAGUAAGAAUGUAAAAUUCAUGUUUUAACAUUGAUUUUAUAUCCGCGAACUGUGAUCGAAUGUCGUCCAGUUCAAUCAUUGUUUUCAUGAAAGUCACAGUAUAAGGAUAACUAUGUAUGUAUAUGUCGACAAUAGUCUAUCUUCUAAGUUGCAGUAAACACUAACAUACAAUUAACAGCAAAAUAAUGAUGUACAUGGUUUUUGCUAUCUAAUUUUGGGAUUCUAAUUUUACUGUUUACUACUCAAUUCGAGUUAUUUACAGUGUCAGAGAUAUCACUUUGUACAUAUAUGUCGAAUAGUGAAGAGAGAAAGAAAUGUACGGAAAAAAACUCGCUCAUCUAACGUUUUUAACGUUUUUAUAUACUUUGUUGUAAAAUCGUUUCUUAACGAUUUUAUACUUUGUUGAAUUUUCACACCUGUCGACGACGAGCAACAAAUGUAAGUCCUAUAAUAAGUAUACAAGUUAGGAACAAAUGAUAAACUGAGAGCAAAAGAAUAUCGGUAAAAUCAGGUUUCCAGAUAUAUCUAUUUUCUCUCAAGACUUUUCUACGAAUUAAGUUAUAAAACACGCUGUUGUACUUAAUUAUUUAAUUUGUUCUGAUGUGGCGUCAUAGUGUGCGAUGUAGAUGUAGAUGUAUGUACAUACCAUAUAUAGAAUUCAUCUGUCAAAAGACGCCGCUUCGGCACGUUUCUUUCAAUCGUACGUUUCCUUCUCUAAUUUCUAACCGAGAUAUCUUACAUAUAACUUCUCAAUUAGGUUUUUACGAUUGAUUGAGUAUAUAACUGUAUGCAUUUUAGCUCCGUCCCUUAUAUGUGUUGUGCAAGAGACGAGUGCGCGCGCGAGGUAUAGGAAAUAUAUAAAAUAGAACAGGUAGGUGUGCGUUUUCUGAGUGGCCUUGUCCUUAAAGUCUGUGACACAGCGCGUCAGCCCUUCAGUGGAGGGUAUUGCUCUGCCUACUUGUUCUGAAUAUUACAUAUUAGUUUUAUAAACAUACCUAUAAAUAUAUAAAUACAUACACGAGGAUAUUGAUUAAUGAUAAAAAUGCUGUAUAUAUACUUUCUAGCGAAUCAAGGUGUGAAAAUAAAAUGUAUUUUUAUUCCA